Lepus europaeus (European hare) is the source of this 375-nucleotide messenger RNA. RefSeq names its product S-phase kinase-associated protein 1-like. Gene Ontology annotation, molecular function: cullin family protein binding. Gene Ontology annotation, cellular component: nucleus; cytoplasm. The transcript has 3 exons. NCBI's taxonomy places the organism in Eukaryota, Metazoa, Chordata, Mammalia, Lagomorpha, Leporidae. Bases 1 to 375 code for a protein of 124 amino acids. The record is from RefSeq and is a predicted model, not a curated record. Gene Ontology annotation, biological process: SCF-dependent proteasomal ubiquitin-dependent protein catabolic process.
AUGCGUUGGGAAGCAUUCUAUCCAAUAUUUAAUAAGUUAAAAGAAAAGGUCAUUCAGUGGUGCACCCACCACAAGGAUGACCCUCCUCCUCCUGAAGACGAUGAGAACAAAGAAAAGCGAACAGAUGAUAUCUCUGUUUGGGACCAGGAAUUCCUGAAAGUUGACCAAGGAACACUUUUUGAGCUUAUUCUGGCUGCAAACUACUUAGACAUCAAAGGUUUGCUGGACGUUACGUGCAAGACUGUUGCCAAUAUGAUCAAGGGGAAGACUCCUGAGGAGAUUCGCAAAACCUUCAACAUUAAGAAUGACUUUGUUGCCAAGCUUACCAAGAUUGUGGCGUCUCCAGAGAGUACGCACUUCUCCGGUACUCCGUGA